AUGCGGAACGAACUUGAGGGCGUGUAUCUCUUAGUCACUAACUUUGGCAUCGGAGGGUCUACGAUCGGCACCACACCAGUGCUCAAGACCUCACAUGCCGUUUCUGUCUUCAGCUCGGAUCCAGCGUCCACUUUAGCCACAGGAUGCCACGGGAAGAAGGCCCCUUCGGUCCACGAUCAUCAACAUACCUGCCGCAACAAAGGACGAUCGGCGGAGCCAUUUUGUCAGAAACUCCAGUCAAACGGCAGACCAUCAAAUACCUGCCCACGAGACCGAGCCCUUUUGCACCGACCUGCCCCAUACCGAUUCCACCAUCCGCCUACUCCUCCAGAAGAUCAACUGAAUCGAAGAGGAACAGAAUCAGUACCGGACACCAACUUGGGGAAAGAUCCAGCCAGGACCACACACCGACCAGAUCUGAACCUUCAAACGCGAGAAGGAUGUCCAACAACUCCGGAUAUCGUUCUACACGGGAGUGGAGGAUCAUGUCACCCACAUACACAUCUUUCAAUCGGCAUUAGGAUGCAAGGGCCUACCGAUGGAAGGCAAUGUCUGAUGUUCCCCUCCACACUUGCCGGAGCCGCCUUGAACUAG
This is a messenger RNA of Prunus armeniaca (apricot), 594 nucleotides long. NCBI's taxonomy places the organism in Eukaryota, Viridiplantae, Streptophyta, Magnoliopsida, Rosales, Rosaceae. The record is from the annotation of a GenBank genome assembly.